Messenger RNA from Labrus bergylta (ballan wrasse), 1787 nucleotides. RefSeq names its product ER lumen protein-retaining receptor 2. Gene Ontology annotation, biological process: protein retention in ER lumen; endoplasmic reticulum to Golgi vesicle-mediated transport. Gene Ontology annotation, cellular component: cis-Golgi network; membrane; endoplasmic reticulum. Gene Ontology annotation, molecular function: ER lumen protein retrieval receptor activity. The record is from RefSeq and is a predicted model, not a curated record. Lineage: Eukaryota; Metazoa; Chordata; Actinopteri; Labriformes; Labridae.
CCCGAGCCACGUCGCGCCUCGCUCGCCAUUUUCCCAUCUCCCGAAAGCCCGAAUCGUCUCUUCUAGCCUCACAGUGACACUCAGCACUGUCAGGUCUCAAAAUUCACCGUCAUAGGGGAAGAACUGAGCUCUUUUUUUUUAGAGUCUUUAAUCGGUUAUUUUCCUGCUGGAGAUCCGGUUAAAACAUGAACAUUUUCAGGCUAACCGGCGAUCUCUCUCACCUAGCAGCCAUCAUCAUCCUGCUGCUCAAAAUAUGGAAAACCAGGUCGUGUGCCGGUAUUUCUGGGAAAAGUCAGGUCCUGUUCGCCUUAGUGUUCACCACUCGCUACCUGGACCUGCUCACCGCCUUCAUCUCUCUCUACAACACCAGCAUGAAGGUCAUCUACAUCGGAUGUGCGUACGCCACCGUGUACCUGAUCUACCUGAAGUUCAAGGCCACUUACGAUGGGAACCACGACACGUUCAGAGUGGAGUUCCUGGUCGUCCCUGUCGGUGGCCUGGCUUUCCUGGUUAACCACGACUUCUCUCCCCUGGAGAUUCUGUGGACGUUCUCCAUCUACCUGGAGUCGGUGGCCAUCCUGCCCCAGCUCUUCAUGAUCAGUAAGACGGGUGAGGCGGAGACCAUCACCACCCACUACCUGUUCUUCCUGGGACUCUACAGAGCGCUUUACCUCAUCAACUGGAUAUGGAGGUUCUACUUUGAGGGCUUCUUCGACAUGAUCGCCAUCGUCGCUGGGGUGGUGCAGACCAUCCUCUACUGCGACUUCUUCUAUUUGUAUGUAACUAAAGUUCUGAAAGGGAAGAAGCUGAGUCUGCCAGCUUAAGUGCCAAAGAGGGGAGUUUGAGCAGACUCAUGGACAGGGAUCGGAGGGGAGGAGGAGUAGAAGUGGACACCUUUGAUGACCCCGCCCCACCCCACCCUCCCUCCUCCACCACCUCCCUCUCCUCCUCCUCCUCCUCUUCCUCCCCUCCCGUCAGAGUAAGAUGCCUGAGACAGAGAGCGAGCGGGAGCUGCUUCUGCUCCAGAACCCCUGCAGAGGCUCGUCCACAGCCUCCAGAUUUCUGUUUGAUGCAUCUUGCCUUAACUUUUUUUAUUACUCUGUAAAAAGGAAGAAAAAAGUUUUCUACAGAAAAAAAAAUGUACACAUUGGUGAAUGCGAGCUGAAGGUGUAAAUUAGCCUGUGAUUUGGCAUUGUGUGAUACAGAAGCGGACUUCCUGUGGUGGGCUGUUAUCGACUCGAGCGUUUGUAAAAAAAAAUAUUUGCAAUCAAAAUAAAUGUGCUUUGUUUUUCCUGAUAAUUCUCUGGGGGAGGAAUUUGCCGAAUCUUCACAACUUUUGACGGUCAAUUCACGUUUUUUGUUUGUUUGUUUUUGACCACGAUGCAUUCCCAUGUAUAAAUAUAUGUCCAUUUAAUUCAGAACAGAUGCCAUAAUUCAGCGGAGAAAGAAAUUCAACCUUGAGUGAUAUUUUUGUUGUAAUGCCUCAAAUUGACCGCUAUGAGAUUCUCCAUAUGGACGGAAGUAAAUCAUUGAACAAACACCGACCUCUGUGAAGGCUCUCUUUAUUUGAAACACUUCAUGGUCAAGAUCUAUCUCACCUGUGAGAAUGCCUCACUGCCCGGCACAUUUUGUCUUGGAGAGCUCCUCCACACGUCUGAACUCUUUUGUAACGUGCUGUAUGAGAAUGAUCACAACAGAAAUGAAAGUCUUUAAUUUGUCUCUUUGGUGCCGAUGUAUUUAUUUUUUAUUUUCCUCCUGGUUCAAUAAACAAAGUCCGUAGAAUUGUC